AGGUCAUUGCAAUUUGCUAAGACCGAGCACCUCCAAUGGUCACAAAGUACCUCCUUUCCUCCAGUCUCCCCUCAUUCCUACUAAACUCAUCGUCUUCAGUGUCAUCUUCCUCCUUUUCAUCAAGAUGCAGUGCACAGCCUCACUGGGACAUUUUUCAUCACCUUACUGGAGUAGAACAGUGGCGUUCCCCGACUGGGCCUACAGGCCGGCGUGGUCUUCGGGUACACGGCAGGUGCAGCUGUGGCACUUCCUGUUGGAGCUGCUCAGCGGCGGCGGUGGCGGGCGGGGAGACACCAUCGGCUGGGGAGGCGAGUGGGGUGAGUUCGUCAUCCGCGACCCCGAGAGGCUGGCGAGGCUGUGGGGCGAAAGGAAGGGAAAGCCACACAUGAACUACGACAAGCUUAGUCGGGCACUAAGGUACUACUACAACAAGCGCAUCCUGCACAAAACCAGAGGCAAGAGAUUCACGUACAAGUUUAACUUCAGCAAAUUCAUCCUGGUCAACUACCGCCUGCCGCCAUCUUGUCAUCAGGCACCGCGGCCUGACCUGUUCUCGCCUCCAUGCUGCCUCCCUCAUCAUCAACAUCAUCAUCAUCAUUAUUAUCAUCCCAGUCCACCGCCACCUCUUCUCCAGACCUCCUUCCCCUUCAUCACCUGGCAGGACCACCUAAGUCGUCUGAAGCUCGGAAAGCAAACUCAAGUAGUGGCUGGAGCGCUUUGA
Molecule: messenger RNA, 721 nt
Organism: Syngnathoides biaculeatus (alligator pipefish)
Lineage: Eukaryota; Metazoa; Chordata; Actinopteri; Syngnathiformes; Syngnathidae
Product: ETS domain-containing transcription factor ERF-like
Exons: 6
Coding region: 125-721 (198 amino acids)
Biological process (GO): regulation of transcription by RNA polymerase II; cell differentiation
Cellular component (GO): nucleus
Molecular function (GO): sequence-specific DNA binding; DNA-binding transcription factor activity, RNA polymerase II-specific
Source: RefSeq, a predicted model, not a curated record